AUGGCACAAGAUCAUGAGACAUCUCCAACUUCUAAUCGAAUACUCGAAGUACAAACUCGUGUUUUUGAUUUGACGACCGCAACAUUUGUCGCUAAAGCCAACAAUAGUGGUUCCAGCCCUACAUAUCACAACUUCCUGAGUCUAUCAACUGGACGUAAGAAGAAGAAGAGGGAUGAGCGGAACCACCUCUGCGCCCGAAAUCUACGUCCAAAUUUCUCUUCCGCGGACUCCUUCACCGCGUCAGAUUCGUGGUAUGCUGCUUUAAUUGUCCGAAAGAAGAAACUGCAUAGGAAACGGAGUUCGUUCCCACGAAGACGGUUAAGGGCAAUUGAGCGAGGCCACGUAUACGAGUCCGAGGUGCCAACUUAUCAAUUCCGAAAGAAGGAACCAGCCGGUGUCUUCGAACCAUCGACUGCUGCGGAGAACGGUAAAGAGGGUCCCGGCGGAUUGUCCACGAAUGCCUCCGAGACAUUACGAAGGUAA
This is a messenger RNA of Necator americanus (New World hookworm), 483 nucleotides long. RefSeq lists its product as uncharacterized. Lineage: Eukaryota; Metazoa; Nematoda; Chromadorea; Rhabditida; Ancylostomatidae. The coding region runs from base 1 to 483 and encodes 160 amino acids. The transcript has 7 exons. The record is from RefSeq and is a predicted model, not a curated record.